AUGGCUAUUGCAAACCUCUUGGAUGUUAUGUUUUGCUCCUGGUUGAUCUUUGCUUGUGAACAACUGCAGCAUUUAAAAGCUAUUAUGAAACCCUUGAUGGAGCUUAGUGCUUCAUUAGAUACCUAUAGGCCUAAUACUGCAGAACUAUUUAAGGUUCCUUCAACGGAAAAUUCCGAGAAAGUCCCCGAUCCAAUUGAUAUGGACAUACGAGGGAUUUACUCCACUCAGCAAGAUUUCGGUAUGACGCUACGUGGUGCUGGAGGAAGAUUACAGACUUUUGGGCAGCAAAAUAAUAAUCCAAAUGGUUUGUCUCAAAAACAAGAAAUGCUAGCACGGUCAGCUAUCAAGUAUUGGGUGGAAAGACAUAAACAUAUCGUAAGAUUAGUAUCUUCUAUCGGAGACACGUAUGGAACUGCUUUAUUGUUUCACAUGUUGGUUUCUACCAUCACAUUAACAUUAUUAGCUUAUCAAGCGACCAAGAUCAACGGACUUAACGUGUAUGCAUUUAGUACGAUUGGUUACCUUAGUUAUACUCUGGCUCAAGUAUUCCAUUUCUGCAUCUUUGGAAAUAGGCUGAUUGAGGAGAGUUCAUCAGUAAUGGAAGCAGCGUAUUCCUGCAAAUGGUACGAUGGAUCGGAGGAGGCGAAAACUUUUGUGCAGAUCGUUUGUCAACAAUGUCAGAAGGCUAUGAGCAUUUCUGGCGCUAAAUUCUUCACUGUUUCUUUAGAUUUGUUUGCUUCUGUCUUAGGAGCUGUUGUUACAUACUUCAUGGUGUUGGUUCAGCUGAAG
Messenger RNA from Brenthis ino (lesser marbled fritillary), 789 nucleotides. The record is from the annotation of a GenBank genome assembly. Lineage: Eukaryota; Metazoa; Arthropoda; Insecta; Lepidoptera; Nymphalidae.